This is a messenger RNA of Anopheles aquasalis, 2953 nucleotides long. RefSeq names its product amphiphysin (gene Amph). Gene Ontology annotation, cellular component: cytoplasm; plasma membrane. The record is from RefSeq and is a predicted model, not a curated record. Gene Ontology annotation, molecular function: protein binding; phospholipid binding. NCBI's taxonomy places the organism in Eukaryota, Metazoa, Arthropoda, Insecta, Diptera, Culicidae.
CCUUUGACGAAACAUCUGUGAAAAAAAAACAUUUGUACAAACAUCCCGGAAACGACUAGGUUGUGUUGCAGAUCGUUUUAUUUUCAUUUUAAGGUACAAUUUGAGUUUUUUGUAAGUACAGUGGCAGUGAAAAUGAGUGAAUGUUACGCGAGUUUGUAGGAUUUAAAUUGAAUCAACCUUAGUGUUCAUGAUAACUUAAAUAACAAACAUCAAAAGCAGCAUAGAGUUGUCGGGGGUUUUGUGUCAACAACUUACGAGGUUUAAAGUGUCUAGUGAAAAUUGUGAAAAUGGCUGAGAAUAAAGGUAUUUUAUUAGCCAAAUCGAUGCAAAAGCAUGCUGGAAGGGCGAAGGAAAAGCUACUCCAAAAUCUUGGCAAAGUCGAUCGUACAGGGGAUGAAAUAUUUGACGAACAUUUAACGAAUUUCAAUCGCCAGCACACUUGUGCGAUAAGGUUACAAAAAGAAUUCAGCAAUUACAUCAGAUGCAUUCGUGCCGUACAAAGUGCUUCGAAAAGUUUAAUGGAUGCCAUAGCUGAAGUGUAUGAAAGCCAGUGGACAGGCUCAGAGGCUUUAUAUGCUCAGACGAAAUCAAUUGAUACACAAUUCCAACAUUUUUCGUAUAAGCUUGCUGAUCAAGUUCUAAAGCAAUUAGAUACAUAUGCAAUGCAAUUUCCAGAAAUGAAGAAAAAAAUCGAUAAGCGAGGACGCAAACUAGUUGAUUAUGACAGCCAAAGGCAUUCGUUCCAAAGUCUUCAAGCUAACGCUGCCAAACGCAAGGAUGACAUCAAGGUUACAAAAGGUCGCGAGCAACUAGAAGAGGCUAAAAGCACAUACGAAAUUUUAAACUCCGAGUUGCAUGAUGAGUUACCGGCUCUAUUCGACUCUAGAAUAUUAUUUUUGGUGACGAAUUUGCAAACAUUGUUCGCUUGCGAACAACAGUUUCACAGUGAAACAUCUAAGGUUUACGCUGAACUAGAGGCAAUAGUCGAUAAAUUGGCUACAGAAUCACAGCGCGGUUCUUACACAUUGAAAAAAAUCAAUGUGAUUUCAAAUCCUACAAGCCCUACCCAAUCACCAAUAAAAACAAACUUAUCGAUUGUGAACACUGUCAUCAAUGGUUCGGCAAAUCCCAAUGGCCAAGAUAAUUUACAAAAUGCACAAAUGCCAGAACCUGCUGUGUCCCCGGAAGAUGAAGAACCUUCCUAUCAGAACACAGAUGCCAUAAAAGCGGUUACCGCAACCACAAUCUCAUCGAAUUUGAAUAAGAAAUCAAAUGACAAUAGUAGCAGUAAAGAGACUACGAAUGAGAUCGAAAUGAAAGAGAGCGGAUCUUCAGAGGAUGCGGAUCCAUCGACGCUAGCCGGAUCACAACAAACUUUUCUAUCAAACGGUAUGGCUUAUCUCCAUCAGUCACAUUCUAAUCAACAAGAAGGCGAUUCGCCUCAACCUAUCGCAGUGAUAAACUCCCAAAUGUUCAUGGACGAUGCUUUAGAAAUCACCCAAUCGCCUUCGACUGAUAUGAGCUCUUCAAAAGGUAUCUGUAAACCGCCAAAUAUUGUUGAUGAGGGUAUUGCUGAAAUUACGAGUAGCCCCCCAAGAGAGGUUGAUCAUCCCACAUCGCCAAUCGCUCCCUCCACGGCUAUUUCACAAACAACCCAACACAUUUGCAGUUCUAACUAUUUAACCGGUGAUGAUCCGCACAUACUGGCUGGUGUACUCGCUGCUCCUGAUACAUUCUUUAAAGAACAUUGUCCCUUUGUAACGUCUUCAAUAUUUCAUCGUCAUGCAACUAAUGCAACUAACCAGAAUACCAAUGUCCACAAUAACAACGCCAUGUCUAAGAAUCCAUCAUCAUUGAAUGUACACGACCAUCAACUGCACUAUUCUAGCCUGAAUAAUAACAGUAAGCUGUAUUAUAACGCUCCAGUCGGUGCUACGACUACCGAUUUACCACCAGGAGUUUUAUAUCGCGUUAAAGCGACGUAUAAAUAUGUUCGUGAGGAUGUUGAUGAACUAAGCUUUGAUGUGGGCGAUAUUAUUGACGUGGUCGAAUAUGAAGAUCCAGAAGAUCAGGAGGAAGGUUGGUUGAUGGGAUCGAAAGCAGGCACAAACGAAAAGGGUAUGUUCCCUGCAAACUUUACCCGGCCAUUGUAAAAUUAUCCCGCAAAGCAGUGUCGAUUCCCUUCGAACGAAAUUUGGAUAACAAAUGGUAACGCAAAUCUCUGCUUAGUGAUUUCGGGGCAACCUUCAACAAAGCAGCAAUGUUUACAUAUAAUGAAAGAAAAAAAGGCAGAACUCACAACCCUUCCUCCGAUCCACGGCGUUCAAUGAUUCGGCAGCUAGUAGCAGCAUUAGAAUAUGCACCUUCAUUAUUGUUUUACAGCAUUCUUAGGUUCCAAAACAUGUUUUACAAUUGGACAGAAAUUUUAACAAUUUUACAAUUAUUGGACGUCUUGUACGACGCAUAAUUUCGUUUCCGAUUUUAUUUUCAUGUUAUUUCAUUUACAAUAAUGUCACCAUUCUUUUAUUAGGUAGCAUGAAACCCCUCCAAAUCAAUAUUAUCAUUCGAGUAUAUUGUGGAUAUUCACAAAUAUUAAAAAAAACAACCUGUGCCUUUAAAAUAGAACGCAUCUAACUGGAUGUGAGAGAAGUUACUAACGUAUUUCUAUAUUUGACUUAGCUGUUAUCAUCGUGCCUAUGAAUUAUCAAUAUCAAGCAUUUUUCAUUUGGAUAAUACAUAUAUUAUCUAGUUUUAUGAUGAACAGAAUUGUUAACAAAGCCUGCUUAUGGUUUAAUCGGUCUAUUGCAUUGACAUUUGGGAAUGUUUUUUGCUUUGGUGUUUAAUAUUUAUAACUUUUAGAUGGUCAAACAGAGACAGCAUUCGUCAAACAGCGAUAGCAAACAAUCUACAUGGUAUAUAGAAUGAAUUAAUAAUAAAAAUGUUUUUGACUUUU